Molecule: messenger RNA, 993 nt
Organism: Microtus ochrogaster (prairie vole)
Lineage: Eukaryota; Metazoa; Chordata; Mammalia; Rodentia; Cricetidae
Product: cytochrome P450 3A6-like
Source: RefSeq, a predicted model, not a curated record
AUGGACCUGAUUCUAAAUCUUUCCAUGGAAGCAAGGGCACUGCUGGCUACCAUCCUGGUGCUCCUCUACCUUUGUGGAACCUCUUCACAUGGACUUUUUAAGAAGUUAGGGAUUCCUGGCCCCUAACCUCUGCCUUUUGUUGGGACAAUGCUUAAAUAUAGGAAGGGUAGAUCAAUAUUUGAUGUAGAAUGCCGAAACAAGUAUGGGGAUAUGUGGGGGCUAUAUGAGGGGCUGCAGCCUAUCCUUGCCGUUGCAGAACCAGGCUUGAUAAAAAGUGUGCUAGUGAAGGAAUUUUAUUCUGUCUUCACAAAUAUGCGGUCUUUUGGUCAUGGAUUUAUGAAAAGAAGUAUCACUAGGUGUCAGAAUGAAGAAUGGAAGAGAAUCCGAACAUUGUUGUCUCCAACCUUCUCCAGUGCAAAACUGAAGGAGAUGUUCCCCAUCAUCCAACAUUAUGGAGAUGCACUGGUGAAACACAUUGGUCAGAAGGCAGAGGAAGGCAGGCCUGUUAACAUGAAAGAGAUCUUUGGAGCCUACAGCAUGGAUGUGAUCACUAGCACUUCAUUUGGAGUGGAGGUGGAUUCCCUCAACAAUCCCCAGGAUCCCUUUGUGAGAAACACCAAAAAGCUUUUAACAUUUGGCAUUUUCAACCCAUUGCUUUUCUCUACAGACUGGUCCACAAUAUAUGUUGCUACUACAUGGACGCAACUGGUAAACCCCAAAAUGCACAGAAGUGUGACCAGGCACACAAGGGAUCACAUGAUUGACUCUCCUGCAUCUGCUGCCACCGUGGUUCCUGCCGCCUGCGGCCUGUGUCCUCUGCAGCGGCACCGUCCUCCGUCCAUCUCCGCCGUCCAGGUUCCGUCCACCUCUGCCGUCCCAACUGAUGCAGGUACCCAUGAAAUUAAGUGGGAAUGUAUAUUUUCAGAGAAACCCACUGUUCUUAAGGUUGUGUCAAGAGUUGGAAACAGGGUUGUAAAUAUUAUUCAGAGUUGA